This is a messenger RNA of Suillus plorans, 730 nucleotides long. RefSeq lists its product as uncharacterized. The annotation marks the transcript as partial. NCBI's taxonomy places the organism in Eukaryota, Fungi, Basidiomycota, Agaricomycetes, Boletales, Suillaceae. The transcript has 2 exons. The record is from RefSeq and is a predicted model, not a curated record.
CUCUACUUGUGGAUCCACUAUAGCAACUUGGUCACCAUCAGCCCAUUACCAUCCAAACUUCCACAACAAACAAUCGAACACGAGUGGUCACCAAGAACGUUGUGUCCAUCAAUAUUUCCUUUGAGAGUAAAGUACAUAUUGAUGGACCCAGCACAAAAUCUGUUCGGCAUCAUGUAUAUUGUUGACAACAUGGCCUAUCGCAUUUACCUAGCAACUCUGGAUGAUGGACAUCUCCACCCUCACACUGCUGGACCAGCGCUGGACCUGGAGCUGUCCAUGCAUGCAUUUGAUGUGAAGCUUGAGUGUUAUGGGAGGCCUAUCGCUUUGUGGCGCAACUCUUGCAGUGAGUUUUUGAAGACGUGGCAUCUGCAAAUUUGGGACUGGUGGCACUCAACAACAUCCAGCAGCGCCCUCAAUAGCAGCAUGUGCACCAGUGCCAAGUUUUUGUUUUCUCGGAAACGACAGAUUGCUCGUUUUCGCCCGAGAUUUGGAGUUGUAUUCGAUCGAGGAUACGUCCAAGACGCCGCAAUUGCUGGCACGUUUCCUGUUGCCUUUCCCGCUGGUGGACUUGGAGAGAGAUCAUAGCUCACAGCCGAAGAUGCAGACGCAAAACCAGUCGGUGUACACUUCAGACCCUAAACACAGACUGCUAUGCGUUUACUCGUUAAUUGAUGUUCGAAAGAUCUUCGUCAUCUCCACGAAGAUUUUCUUCGACAUCGACAAAGCGGCG